GCGGAUUCGGGAGCUCAUCCGAACUGUAGCGUUUCGGCUGAUGCUGACAAAGAGAAUAAUCUUCGAGAACUAGUAAAUGUUGAUCAUGCUGCGUUGCGGAGAAGUUUUUUCUUUCCACCGACAGAGCGUUGGGAGCUUCAAAUAAAGGGAUCAGGCCGGACUUCCUUCUCGAGAAGCGGGGAUGGUCGCGCAGCUCUGCGCUCUAGUGUCCGAGAGUUCCUUGCGAAGGAGGCCAUGCAUUUUUUAGGCGUGCCCACUGCGCGAGCACUGGC
Amoebophrya sp. A25 is the source of this 272-nucleotide messenger RNA. Lineage: Eukaryota; Dinophyceae; Syndiniales; Amoebophryaceae. The record is from the annotation of a GenBank genome assembly.